Penicillium digitatum Pd1 is the source of this 4560-nucleotide messenger RNA. The record is from RefSeq and is a predicted model, not a curated record. NCBI's taxonomy places the organism in Eukaryota, Fungi, Ascomycota, Eurotiomycetes, Eurotiales, Aspergillaceae.
AUGAAGAGCAUGAAGUCUCGUCACGGCGGCAAUGAUCGCGGGGGAAUCCGCAAGCGGGGCCCUACUAGAACCGACCGGGAUGGCGACAUGGAUAUGGAUGCAAGCGGCGCCCGUGCAAAGAGAAAUCGUGCCGAGAAAUCUGCCCUGGGUGGCCGCGCCGCCGGUACAGGUGCAGGUGGCCGAGCUGCAGGAACUGGCCACCGGGCCCAGGCUCGCAACAAGCAGAGAGACUCGGAUCUGAUCGAGAGAGCCAUUUUCAGCGCCGACAGCCAAGCAAACGUUCAAAGCAGCAAAAAAAAAGCUGGUGGCAAUCUGGAACAAUUCAGUGUCCGAGGGUGGAAAUCAAGCAAGGCGGCAAGUAACCGUGAUGGCGGUCUUGAGAGCCUCAUCGCAUUCCUCGAACGACGUAUGAACUCCUUUAUCAAAUCCGGACCCCGCGCAAAGAUUACAAAGUCGCGCACUGAGGGUGACACUCUCGUGGCUUUCGUUCGACCUGAUCUGGCGGGUCACAUGCUUCGCAUUAACAACAAUGUCUUCGCCGGAGCUCAUGUUACUGUUGAAGCAUACACUGCUGCUACCGCACUCGACCAGGAACUGGCCGCAGCGGACCCAGUUCCUGGCUCGACCGCAGACACAAAGACUAAGAUGACUACCAUUCUUGGAAAGCGCUUCUUUCCUGCCACCAAACUGCUUGACUUGUCGAAGCUUUCGGACGACCCCGAUCUAAACGCUAUGGGAAUCUUCAACACCAUCUCUACUCAGUCCAAAUUUUUCCCUGCUCUUAUGAAAGUCUGGGAAUUAGGCUUCAAGACUGUAGCUGAGCGACGUGAAGCGGUCGAAAGUGUCAGUCUGGCGGAGAACAAGCUUAGCAACAUCAACUCCGUGACUACCCUCGCACAAUCUUUCCCCGACAUCCAAUAUCUGGACCUCUCGAAGAACGGCAUCAAAAAUUCGCAGGCGAUGAUUGGAUGGCGUUGGAAAUUUCGCAACCUCAUCUUCCUCGACUUGACUGAGAACGAGAUCAGUUCCGACCCAACUUUCAAGGACACUAUGCUUAAGUGGUAUCCCAAGCUGCAAACAUUAAACAAUGUCCAAGUGCGAACCCCAGAAGAGGUCGCGGCUCAGAAAAAGACACCGAUACCCGUCUUGCCCCCUCACUUCAUCGACGAAUCUCAAGUCGGCGAAAACUUCGUUCGUGCUUUCUUCCCUGGCUAUGACAACGAUCGCAACAGCCUCGUCAGCAGCGUCUACGAUGAUGAGUCUACUUUCUCGCUGAAUGUAAAUACCACGGCUCCCCGGGCCGGUCAAACUGAGCAGGCAGGUUGGGGUGAAUACAUCAGAAAGAGCCGAAAUCUCGACAAGAUCAGCCACCUUUCCGCACGCAUGUCCCGCUCCUUCAAGGGUAUUGAGAAAAUCCGUGAAGUUUUCAAUGCGCUCCCGCCUACUCGCCACCCUGACCUUGUCGCAAAGGCAGAGCAAUGGCUCAUCGAAUGUCACCCGGUCCCUCAUCUCCCCGACCCUACUAGGCAGAGCUCCACUGGCGUUGGUGGCCUCUCUCUCAUGGUGCAUGGACAACUUGAGGAGAGUGUUGGUGGCAAGAUUGAGACCCGAAGCUUCGAUCGAACCUUUAUUCUUGGCCCCGGUAAGACCCCUGGUGGCAUCCGAGUUGUCAGCGAGAUCUUCUGCCUGCGCGCUUUUGGUGGAUGUGAGGCAUGGUCCCCUGAAAUUCAGGCACUUUCCCAGGUCCCCCAAGUUCCAGUUCCCGGUCCGGUUCCCACUGCGGUUCCUGCACCCCCCGCAGUCCCCGCAGCUGCCCCGAGUGGCAUUUUUGCUGAAGGGUAUGGUUUGCCCCGACCCGGAAAGUCCGACACCCAGCUUCAGCAGGAGCAGAUGGUCACUCAGAUGAGUGCCAAGUCGGGCAUGACUUUGGAAUACUCAGAGAUGGCCCUCACAGGGAAUGGCUGGAAUGUCGAGCUUGCUUGGAAGAAUUUUGAACAGCUCAAGGAGGCACAUGUAGUGGACUACGAUCCGAUUGAACACUUGAAUGCAGUUUUCUCCCAUCCGUCCACCUUAUCCUCCGUUUCUCAGAUCGCCGACUCCCUGAACGAGUGCGAAGAUGGGCUGGACGAUGACAUCGGCAUGCUGGUGGAGGAGCAGGUCAUCUCCAAUGCCGAUAGCGUGGAACGAAUCCAGGCAGCUAAGGCUGACCUAUCCGAGCUGUUCAAGAAGAUCGAUGACGUGCGUGAGCGCGCAUUGAAGACCGAGCAGGCAAUCACCGAUAUGACAGCCGAAAUCAAGCAAUUAGACAACGCGAAGAAGAACCUCACACUGUCGAUGACGGCGCUCAAGCGCCUCCAGAUGUUGACUACAGCAUAUGACCAGCUUCAAGCUCUCAGCCGGACGCGGCAAUAUGGAGAAUGUGCACAGCUACUCCAAGCUGUCAUUCAGCUCAUGGCCCAUUUCAAGUCUUACCGAUCCAUUGAACAAAUUGCAAUUCUUAGUCGGAAUGUCGCGGACAUACAACGGGACCUCCAGGAGCAGGUCUGUGAAGACUUUGAACUGGCCUUCGCCAAGGGAGAGGUCGGCCCGAAGCGCGCGAUGCUCGCUGAGUCGUGUCUGGUCGCAGAUGCUCUGGGUGAACACGCACGGUCCCGACUAGUGACUUGGUAUUGCAAUACACAGCUACGUGAGUACCGGCAGGUCUUCCGGAACAAUGAGGAGGCUGGAUCAUUGGACAACAUCUCCCGUCGAUAUUCAUGGUUCCGGCGCAUUUUGAAGAUAUAUGAUGAAGAGAAUGCGGCCAUUUUCCCGGCUUCAUGGAGGGUUAAUGAGGUAUUAACUAAUGCCUUCUGUGAGGGUACACGAGAGGAUUUCAAGGGUAUUCUAUCUCGAUCUGUACGAAGCGGACAGACUAUAGAUGUCAAUUUGCUCCUCUCAUGCUUGCAAGAGACACUUGAUUUCGAGCAUUCCCUUGAACGCCGCUUCGCCUCUUCAUCGCGUGCAUCUGUUGAUACAUUCGCCUCCACCGAACCACCUGUGUUCAACCAGUCGAUUUCCGAGGCCUUCGAGCCAUACCUCAGUGUCUGGGUCGAGGCUCAAGACAGGCAACUUGCAGCCCUGCUACCGAAAUACCGCCAACAACCGCUCAAGGUACCGGAUGAGGAGUUCAGCUCGCAUAGUGUAAUAUCAUCUUCGACCGAGCUAUUCACUUUCUAUCGGCACGCUUUGCAACAAUGCGCCAAGCUCUCAACUGGUGGCAGUCUGGCGGAGCUAGCCAAGGUGUUCGCCAAAUAUCUGGACCAAUAUGCUCAGCAGGUCCUUCUCAAUUACAUAAGUGAACGACCAACAGUUCACACGCCAUCUAGGGUGCCCUCGGUGGAAGAUUAUAUUUCAGUCUUGAACACUGCUGAUUACUGCUACACGACUUGCACCCAAUUGGAAGAGAAGAUUAGGGGUAGAUUGGAUGAGAAUUUGAAGCAAUCCGUGGAUUUGCAAAGUCAGGCAGACUCUUUCAUGGGCAUUGCCUCUGCUGCUGUACGAGGCCUCGUGCGCCAAGUCGAAGUCGAUCUCGAGCCUUCCUGGCGCGAGAUGCGUAAUACCCCUUGGGCUAAAAUCGAGGCUGUCAGUGAUCAAAGUUCGUAUGUGAGUGAGAUGCUCUCCCGGACAAAGGAGAAGGCAACAGGGAUUUUGCAAUUGCUGCAUAAGCAGCAGUAUGCGCGUGCCUUCUCCGAUCAUCUGGUUGAGCUCAUCUCGAGCCAGUUCAUUAGCAAUGUCUUCCAAUGCAGGCCUCUUUCAGAAACUGGCGCCGAACAGAUGCUUCUCGAUUCCUAUACUAUCAAGAGCGGUCUUUCAUCCCUCCUGCCUGCACCAGCGCCCGUCGGCUUUGUCAAACGUGUGAACAACAGCUUCUUCAAAAUCGAGACUCUUCUCAAAACCCUCCAGGUCCGGCCGUCACCACCGGAAGCCCUUGUGCAAGCAUACCUCAUCCACAUUGCCGACCGUAAUAACAACAACUUCCGCAAAAUUCUCGAUCUCAAAGGCAUCCGCAGCCGCCAAGAUCAAAAUCACCUUGUGGAGUUAUUCCAGCUUCACCGUGCAUCCGACCGCUAUGCAUCCAGCCUCCAGCAGAGCAAUCCAAUCCUCGCCGCUCUCCAAGGGCCACCCGUCACCGCCACCAGCUCCGUAUCCCAAGGAUUGGGUCUAGGCAGCGCCGCCGCAGUCAUGCCCUCCCGCUUUGACGCCUCCAUGCUCGGCUCUGCCUUGAUUUCCGCUGCUAAAGACGGUGUUGACCGCUUCGGAAACCCCAGUCUCAGCACUCUGGGUGCUAGUGUAGUUGGAGCUACUGGGACAGCUGCAUCAACGGCUGGCGGGACCAGCCCAUCAGGCACUUUGUCCCCUUCCCUGGCCAGCUCGGCCCUACAAUUUAAUCUCAUGCAAACACCAACAGAACUUGCAUCAGGAAACCUCAAUGAGAACCUUAAGAAUAUUGGCAAGUUCUUCCGCCGCGAUCUUGGCGGUUUUGGAGGCCGGUUCGGGCGGAGUACUGAGGAUGGUGCGUAG